UUAAGUUAACUUUAUUUUUACCCUGAAAAUGAUGACGUUUUUAUCAUAAUAUCGUUUACGCGUAAUUUACAACUUUUCCUUUCAAAAACUGGGUUAAUAUGACACAAGAGAGUUAUACAGUUGGACUCAUAAGAGUUGGUGACAAUGUUAAAAAGUACAAACUCAUUGAUUUCCGGGAAAAAAAUGAGGUUACAAUCGGAAGAUCACAGGAUGCCACGUUUUGCAUUUUAUCCACCAUGAUCUCACGCUGUCAUGCAGUGUUUAAAAAGGAGGGAGAUACUUGGAGCAUCAGAGAUAACAAGAGCCUUAAUGGGGUAUUCAUAAACGGAAAAAGACUAGAACCACACAAACCUUACAUUUUAGAUGACACUGAUAAAGUUCAGCUCGGAGUUCCGAAAGAUGGUGAGCAAACAGCCGAGUUUAUUUUUACGUUUCAUUACAAGAUCAAAGUGAAACGAGCAAGACCAAAGAGUGCUGAUGAACCAGACUGCUCAAAAAGCACACAGAAUAGUAGAGAUCAAUGUCCAUUGAAAAGAAUGAAAUUGAACUCUCAUGAAAACAAUAUGAAUGAAAAACCAUCAUGCUCUAAGGGAAACAUUUACAAAAAGCCACUACCAUUUGAUGAUUACAAGGACAAGCUAACCAAACAACAGGGAGUAGCUGAUGUGAAAUUAAAUGAAUUUGAAUUAAAACUUGCUGAGAUGCAGAAAGUGCUGAGAGAAAAGGAGGAAGAACAUGAAGAGAUGAGGAGGCGAUUAGAGGCAGAGAAACAGGAACGAGAAAACCAGACGUUACAGAUGAAGGAGAAGCUAAAGGAAAAAGAAGUUCAGCUGGAAAACCAGACAAGUGAAUUGAGAGAGAUGCUGAAAGAAAAGGAAGAGGAAUUAAAUUCGGAAUUACAGAAACGAGAGGAAGAUGAGAGAAAAAUGAAGGAGGAUCUGGAGAACCAGCUAAUGAGCAGAGAGGCCGAACUUUUGGAGCAACUUCAGUCACAGAAAGACGCCCUCGUUAUUGAAAAACAGAAAGUGGAGGGUGAUUUACAAAAAGCCAUGGAGAGGGCAAUAGAGGAGAAGAAUAAAGAACUGGAGGAGCAGCUUCACAAAGAAAAGGAAAGGCUUGAGAAGGUUAUUACUCAGAAGGAAACAGAACAGAAAAUGCUGGAAGCCCAGCUACAAGCCACAAAACAAGAGAAUAACCAACAGUCUGAGGCCAUUCUCCAGACACGUCAGGACAUCCUAACCAACUUCUCUGACCUGAUAGAGACCGAGCUGCAGUGUAGUAUUUGUAAUGAGUUGUAUAUACAGGCGACAUCUCUGAACUGUUCCCAUUCUUUUUGUGCUCUGUGUAUUGCUGAGUGGAUGAAAGUGAAGAAGGAAUGUCCAAUCUGUAGAGCGCCAGUCACCUCCCAAAUGAAAUCCAUUGCUCUUGAUAAUUAUAUUGACACAAUGGUGGAACACCUCAGUGAAGAGCUAAAAACCAGAAGAAAACACCUGGUGACUACCAGAAAAGAGGAACAGGCAAAGAUAGAAAAAGCUAAACAAGAAGCAGCAAGAGCCAAUGACAGAGGAGGCAGACAGGGAAGGGGGAGGGGCCGAAGAAGAGGUGGGCGGGGUCAAGGUGGGCGGGGUCAAGGUGAGCGGGGCCAAGGUGGGCGGGGUCAAGGUGGGAGGGUACAGCGUCAGGCCCCAAACACAACAGAAAACAGAGAGGGUCAUCGUCCAAUCAUAAUCGAGAGCGAUGAAGAGACAGACACUGGGAAUGUGGUGGUUGGUGUGGUGGAAGAGGAAGUGGAAAUGGAGGAUUUGAGUGACGAUAGUAGCAGUGACAGUGAUGCCCAUUUCUACAGUGAUCUCUCAGAUGAAGAUGCAAUUGAUGGAGAACCUGGAGCAUAUUAUGGAGGAUAUGGGCAUUGUUACAGAUGUGGUCACAGGGGACACUGGGCCAAUGGAUGUCCAUAUAGGUAGAAGAAAUUCCUUACACUAGGUAGCUCCUUGUGUAUUCUUUACAUUUUAGUGUAUUCUUUACAUUUCAGUGUAUUCUUUACAUUUCUGUUCAUUCAUUAUUUUAUCUUCGACAAUGGGUUGUUUUAAAUGUUAUACAUUGUACAUUAGUGUGAGACAUAGCAGUAGAUGUCUUGUCUUCAAUAAAAUAAUGGAAAAGAGAA
Ostrea edulis (European flat oyster) is the source of this 2164-nucleotide messenger RNA. RefSeq names its product E3 ubiquitin-protein ligase RNF8-like. Gene Ontology annotation, cellular component: cytosol; site of double-strand break; ubiquitin ligase complex. NCBI's taxonomy places the organism in Eukaryota, Metazoa, Mollusca, Bivalvia, Ostreida, Ostreidae. The transcript is spliced from 8 exons. The record is from RefSeq and is a predicted model, not a curated record. Gene Ontology annotation, biological process: protein K48-linked ubiquitination; double-strand break repair; ubiquitin-dependent protein catabolic process. Gene Ontology annotation, molecular function: ubiquitin protein ligase activity; histone binding; zinc ion binding. Bases 99 to 1964 code for a protein of 621 amino acids.